This is a messenger RNA of Vicugna pacos (alpaca), 3579 nucleotides long. Lineage: Eukaryota; Metazoa; Chordata; Mammalia; Artiodactyla; Camelidae. The record is from RefSeq and is a predicted model, not a curated record.
CUGAAGAUGCAGAUUUAGCAUCCAGCACAGAUACACUCGCUCUUUCUCUGAGAUACACACAGCUCCCCACAUUAGCACCUCUGCGAGCUAGACGGGCUGCCUGACUACACGGCUUCCCUGCCAGCCAAAUGCUAGAGAACACACACUGAUUUGCUGCUUUCCAACCCAUAACCAGUGUCUUUCUCUACACAAAGAUUUUUUAAACAAGCAAUUUAAAAACUAUAUAUAUAUAUAUUUUGCACCUUUCCUGCGGGACCACUGCUCCGCCAGCCUGCGCGCGUCCUAACACCACUUUUCACUCUCAAAGAAAGAUGAAAGGUGGCUGUGUCUCCCAGUGGAAGGCGGCCGCCGGGCUCCUCUUCUGUGUCAUGGUUUUUGCAUCUGCCGAGAGAAGGGUCUUCACGAAUCAUUUUCUUGUGGAGUUGCAUAAAGGGGGAGAGGAAGAAGCUCGCCAAGUUGCAGCAGAGCACGGCUUUGGAGUCCGAAAGCUCCCCUUCGCAGAAGGCCUCUACCAUUUUUAUCACAAUGGGUUGGCAAAGGUCAAGAGAAGACGCAGCCUACCCCACAAGCAGCAGCUGGAGAGAGACCCCAGGGUGAAGAUGGCCUUGCAACAGGAAGGAUUCUACCGGAAAAAGCGAGGAUAUAGGGACAUCAAUGAGAUCGACAUCAACAUGAAUGACCCUCUGUUUACGAAGCAAUGGUAUCUGAUCAAUACUGGGCAAGCUGAUGGUACUCCUGGCCUUGACUUGAAUGUGGCAGAAGCCUGGGAGCUGGGCUACACAGGGAAAGGUGUCACCAUUGGAAUUAUGGACGAUGGGAUUGACUAUCUCCACCCAGACCUGGCCUCCAACUAUAACGCAGAAGCAAGCUACGAUUUCAGCAGCAACGACCCCUACCCUUACCCUCGCUACACAGAUGACUGGUUUAACAGCCACGGGACCCGAUGCGCCGGGGAAGUGUCUGCUGCCGCCAACAACAACAUCUGUGGGGUUGGAGUGGCUUACAGCUCCAAGGUGGCAGGUAAGCUGUCCCUGCCAAAGGGCCAGAGAAGGCAUCACACUUGGGUCCCCAGCCUGGCCGGAGCCGGGCAAAAAUUCCCAGCAGAGCAGAGCCAGCCUGGUCCUGUGGCUCAGCAGCUGCAGAAGCCCAGGUCCCGACUCCCAGGCCUGGACCCUGCAGCCCGUGGCGCCUCUCCUUUCCCCCCUCCCCACCCGCAGGGCCGAGGGGGCAAAGGCAGCAUCUACGUGUGGGCCUCCGGGGACGGCGGCAGCUACGACGACUGCAACUGCGACGGCUACGCCUCCAGCAUGUGGACCAUCUCCAUCAACUCGGCCAUCAACGACGGCCGGACCGCCCUGUACGACGAGAGCUGCUCCUCCACCUUGGCCUCCACCUUCAGCAACGGGAGGAAGAAGGACCCCGAGGCCGGCGUGGCAACCACAGAUCUGUAUGGCAACUGCACUCUGAGGCAUUCCGGGACAUCCGCAGCUGCUCCUGAGGCAGCGGGAGUGUUCGCGCUGGCUUUAGAGGCUAACCUGGAUCUGACCUGGAGAGACAUGCAGCAUCUGACUGUGCUCACCUCCAAACGGAACCAGCUUCACGACGAGGUGCAUCAGUGGCGGAGAAACGGCGUCGGCCUGGAGUUUAACCACCUCUUUGGCUACGGGGUCCUUGACGCAGGCGCCAUGGUGAAAAUGGCUAAAGACUGGAAAACCGUGCCUGAGAGAUUCCACUGCGUGGGAGGCUCCGUGCAGGACCCUGAGAAAAUACCAUCCACUGGCAAAUUGGUGCUGACGCUCACAACCGACGCAUGCGAAGGGAAGGAAAACUUCGUCCGCUACCUGGAGCACGUCCAAGCUGUCAUCACGGUCAAUGCGACCAGGAGAGGAGACCUGAACAUCAACAUGACGUCGCCCAUGGGCACCAAGUCCAUCCUGCUGAGCCGGCGCCCGAGGGACGACGACUCCAAGGUGGGCUUCGACAAGUGGCCCUUCAUGACCACCCACACCUGGGGGGAGGACGCCCGAGGAACCUGGACCCUGGAGCUGGGCUUUGUGGGGAGCACGCCCCAGAAGGGGGUGCUGAAGGAGUGGACACUGAUGCUACACGGCACGCAGAGCGCGCCUUACAUCGACCAGGUGGUGAGGGAUUACCAGUCCAAGCUGGCCAUGUCCAAGAAGGAGGAGCUGGAGGAGGAGCUGGACGAAGCCGUGGAGAGAAGCCUGAAGAGCAUCCUGGGUAAGAACUAGCGCCACCGCCUGGCCACCACCGCCGCCGCCGCGCCUCCUGCCCGCGUCUCCGCCUCUCGGUCCUCGCUCCACACCCUGCCAGGCGCCCCGCGAUGACUGUCCCCCCAACACAAGCGAUUCCAACUUCUUGAUCUGAAGCUUUGCUCACUGUCAAUGAUUUUCAUUACGAUGGAAGCAAUCUUUUCUAUUCUGUGCCCCAAAUACAGUGUUCCUACCAACACCUAUUUCCUAUUUGUGACUCGAAGUUGUUUAUUUGUGUCAUUCAGGUAGGUGACAUCCUGCAAACAGCCCUGGGACAGCUUUCCCCUCCAUUUUCUUUCAUAGAAGAGAAGAGAAUGCAUCUCAAAUUGCACACACGGUGACUCCGAGGACAUUUAUUCAUGGUCUCAACUGAGGACCCGUUACUUACAGAGAGAAUCCAAAAUUAUGACAGAGGGUGAGCUCUGGGUCUCUGAUGUAAAGCACAGAGGCUGUACAUCCUUUGGGUAAAGACGUUUUGACUUAGCAAGAUUUUUCAGUGAUGUAGAUGAAGGUGGCGUGAGUCAAAAGAUGCCAUCUCUGAGAGCCCUAAUUACCAGACGGGGAAGAGAGAGUCAGAAAGCAGGGGCGUUGGAAGCCUUACCACCAAUGCCGACAUCACAGCUCAUCCUACUCACCAGCGUGACAAAUGUAAAGUCUAAGUAGCUUGGCUGUCCUUUGUCCAGCUGCUGCUCUGAGUUACGGUAAAAACUGCCAGAGGUGCCCAGUGUACUCUCAGUACGUGUAGAUUUCAUCCUAGCCCCAAUUUUCUGGGGUUCCUCCCAGAGCUCCCCAAAAGGGAAAAAAGGCAAGGCUGGACUGGCAACCUGGCUGGGAAAGUGUAGCUUGGUCGUUUUUAACACAAGAAUGUUCCUCUUCCUAAGUCACUCUGGGGCUUCUUAAUGUGAUGGAAGCGACAGGCAUGGUGAGUAUUUUUGACAGCUUCCCACACACCUGCUGGGGCUUUGAUCUCCAAAAUACGUGACUGGUGGGAAAUGCCAUACUUCCUCAUGCUGUGGUUUCUGAUGAGUCCGAGAAGUGGCCAAUGUUCCAGAAGAGGUGUGUGGAGGGCGAGGGGGUGUGUUUGAAGAGAGCUGGGGCCGUCUCCACCUGGGCCCCUGUUUGUACAGAGCCUCUUCUGCUGAAGGGGGGACAAGCCAGCUCAGCCCCCAGUGACUUGAGGCUUGAAGGAAGCAAGAAGAGACCUCUGUAGGGGGAGCACUGAGUCACCAUCUCGGCAGCUGAGCUGUCCAGGAGGGGGUUUACCACGCAACCCACAGGUGACACUUUCCCUCGCCCCCACCGUCAACUC